UACUCUCCGCUCUUUUCGCAAUCUGGACCAUUAAUCGUGGUCAAUCUCGAUAUUCCAGUUCCUUUACACCGAGUCAUGCACCGGUGCCUAGGACUACCUGGUCCAAAGCAUGUCAUUCGAUGCACGAACAAUGUCUGCGCCAAUGACCUUUUCUCCCUCUGAUCGACUGUCUCCCUCCGCAGCACAUCCGCAACCAAAAAGCGAAACACGGCGCUUCUCAAAGGUUGACCGUGACUCAAACUGGGCCUCCGAUCUAUUACUGGCAGAUCUGUCGCCAGAUGCUAUUUUAGAGGCACUGUCGACUGGCGACAAGCCGGUUGCAGACAGCCGUUUUCAUAGCCAGCUAAGAAACAGCAUCGAAAAUGCUUCCCCCGUCGAAAAAGAUUUGGCGACACGGGCCGCCAUUGUUGCAAAGUCCUUGAAACAUUGGGUUCUGGAGCUGGAAAAUUGGGAUUGGCCCGGAAGCUCGGGAUUUGAACCCCCUAGGCAGGCACAAUUGAGUUACAAAAACGACCUAGGUCAUGACUCUGUCAGUCAGGGCUACUCAGAUCUUCAAGGUGGACGACGCGGAAGUGACGGAUUCAUCGGUGCGUUUCCAGCUUCCAUAAUAAUCGAACACGAAGACCGUAUCAGGAGUAUCAGGAAGGAUAUCGAAGAACUAGGCGUCGAAAACCUGAAAGAGCAUGCGUUGGACGCCCAUGUUUCUUCGCGGUCUCGGCCUUCAUCUUCUUAUAGCCAGGAAACCAGUGUGUCGACCUUGUCGUCCUACACACGCCUAGAAGAUAUUACUGCAUUAAUCACCGCCACGACCCUACAGGCUUUGCCUUAUCUUGCACGCCUUAACCGGCUACUCAAUACUUGGACUAUCAGACUACUUGUUCUUCGAAAAGUACCAACAUUCCUUAGCAAUCUUCAAAAGAUUGAAGGUGCUCUGCGCUCUAGCUGGGCUGUCGCUGAACCUCGUGGACCGGAGCCCCACGCUUCUUUGUCUGCCGUUGAACAUGCACACGGUUCGUCAUCUAUAACUCGAGAGAAGUUCAUCGCGACGCGAAAUACCGUUCAAGAGCAGGUGGUCAGGCUGGGAGAAGAGCUGGAUGGUAUGCUAGAUGCCCUAGAAGGUCAUGAGGAUACCGUCCCAGAUAUUUGGAUAGAUCAGAUGGAGGCAAUCGAGGCGGAGUACAAGAACUGGGUUAGCGAAGCAGAAAAGGCUGUCUCUAGAGAUGACUGGCGAUAUUCUCGGCACCACAAAGCACCUUCUGUUGAUCAUCUUCCGUUGGUAGAUGGCGCGGUUGAUGAUUGGGGAGAUUUGAUGGCUCUGCAGCACCGGAAGUCUGAUGUGUUGCCUUCAGAGGAACCCGGAAAUGACGACCGCCAGCCACGCAGCAGCCAUUUAGAAAAUAAUAAGAUUGGUGCAUUCGAUAUUAUUUCGGAUAAUCGUGUGCAAGAGCCUGAGUGGAAUUACUAUGAGAAAUCGAGGUCCGAAGCUACAGAUAAUACUUUGUCAGCAUUUCCUGAUGCACCAUCUGCCGUACGGGCGGGCCGACCCCUCGUCCCUCUCAGCGAGUCAAUAAAAACUCCAGCCGAAGCCUCAAUCCAAACGGAGCAAGAGCCGCGAAUCGACUUGGCAAAGUUUCGUACUUCUGAUUCUCCCUCUACCGUCCAAAAUUUUUCUGUCCAGCAGCAAGCGCAAUUUAUCCAAGACGGCGCAAGGUUCGACUUAGAUCCGACUCAUGGGAGCCAUGAAAUGGAAAUUGAUUCACUUUUGGAGCCUCGGGCGGAGGCAAACAUCAUAGCAGAGGCAGAUAUUUCUAGUCAUACCCUCAACCGACAAUUGGAGUUGCUGAGCAUUGGUCAAGGCGGUGAAACAAUUUCGUCGGAUGACCAUGUGUCAAACAGUUUAGCGGGAGCAAGCAAUAAAAGAACUGAUGUUUCUCUGUCAGAUGCGCCGCCUGUUGCUGCAGCUCGAAAGCUUGGCUCGCCAUGGGUUUCGCCUGUAAGACACAGGCACUCUUCAGAGGCAUCUUCAGGACUCAACAUGAAAAACGUUCCGCCCCAUUCUCCGACGCGGCAUGGACCACCAGACGGACCACGGAGCCAACCGCAAGUGCGCCAUACAGCAGAAAUGAAUAUUCGUGGCGUAGACGACUUAAUGGCAGGAGAGCUAAAUAAAAGCUCUGGUGACGUGACCGGCGUGUGGACCACCUCCCCACACGGGCCAGAAGCUGUUGAAGCCGAGCAUUCUAGCUUCUCUGAUGUCCGCCAUCGGAAUACCAACUCGCCGUUGGUUGCUACUCGGACGCCUGACAUCGUUCUUGAUAAUGCCGAUUCUCCUCCGCAGUCCACUACCUUGGGUGCAGACUACUUCUCACGAAAGGGAGGCUCUCACUUGUCUCCAGAAAGCGCAAUACCUGAGGACCCAAGAUUCUUCACUAAAUAUCAUGAAAAUCGGCCGACCAGUUCAGGAGAGCCACAAGCUUCUAAGCUUCCGAAGCUUCAAUCUGGCGCUUCUGGGGCUGACCAAGAUAUACGGGGCAUUGUCAAUUCAGCCGUAUACAGUAAUGAUAGCUUUGUUAGUGAUUCAGUUGAUGGCAAGUCACGAGCCAUUAGCAAUGCACAGAGUUGGAACAAGGACAACUUGACCUUCAACUUCAACUCUCUUCCACCUUCAAGAAAGGUUAGUUUCGAGGGCAAAAUUCCUAGAUCAUCAUCAUCUAGGAAGCCGCGCCUUAGUGAAGCCGGCUUCAAACCGUCAGCCAUACCUAGGCCAAGUUUUGGAUCAGCAGACUCUUCACCGUCUCUGAGACACUCUAGAGAGGGUCCCGGCAUGGCUCUUCUGCGUCUCAAGCCGUUUGUGGGCCCCCAAGCGAUAGUACCCGCCAAGCAUAAGUCUAUCGAGGAUCUGAGGCAAGCUUCUGCCAAGAGAUUACGACGGCAACCAUCCGCGACAGAGUCACUCUCCGAUGUGGCGAGCCGGGACAUUCAAAUUAAGCCAGUCCAGAACGUCGACGAGAACCUCGACCGAAAGAUUAAAUCCAUUCUACAUAGUCUCAAUGGUCCGAUUAAAAUGACAGCGGAAGGUCAUUCUAAUUCACAUGAUGCGAUAGUUUCGAAAACAAAGUCACUGCCACGUGCAUUACGUCCGCAAAGAUCAUUUUCUAGUAAUCCCGGCUUUCCAUUCAGCCGUGGACUGAGCUCUGACACACUGGCACGAUCACCUGGAGACAAUGAGAUUAGGCUUUACCACUUACAGCGGGCGGACAGGGAGGCCCCAAUCAAACUCUACGUUCGACCCGUCGGUGACCAUAGUGAACGAGUCAUGGUCCGCGUGGGAGGCGGAUGGGCGGAUCUCACCGAAUACCUGAGGGAAUAUGCAAGCCAUCAUGGACGACGCUCGGCAUCUGAGGGGAAAUUCGAAAACCAUAAGCUUGCAAGAAACUCACCGCUAGCUUCUAGCAUGACAUCUGAUGGUCACUUGUCUCCCGUUGGCCGGCCGCAGAUAAUUUCUGAAAGACCGCGCUCAUCCCUCGGUGUCAAAAAGACCAGACCUCGAUUAUCCGGUGCAGGACCUGCUCGAAGCCACAAUAUGCCACCCAGUACACCACCGGCCCUCACACCAGGAGGUAUAGAAGAUACGCCACCAUCGGCUUAUUCAUUCUUGUCUCAAUCGUCUCAUACGGAGGAUGACAUCGCCUUGGGACUCGCAGGCCCAAGGAGCAGGAAGCACGAAAUGUCUGCUGAGAAGCAAGCAUGGAUAGAUCGUAUGAUGGAACAAGCCAAGGCAUCUGAAUCAGACAAGAAGAAGAAAAAGAAGAAAAAGAGCGACUGGGGCGAGCUUGGCCGCAUUGGAGGCACCCGAAGAAUAUUCUUGCGAGACAAGAAUGCCGACUCCUGAUCGGGCUUGCAAUUUCAUCACCAUUUGCAUCACUUGCAUUAUACCCUUGCCAAAAAGCUGUUGAGAUGCUGUUCAAGGCUUUCAUUUAAGGUCUUAUUUCUGCGCUCUCGAAAUUCCCUCACUGUCUAUGCGUCGUACACGCGCCGCAUCCAGCACACUAUUUCUUC
Messenger RNA from Xylona heveae TC161, 4059 nucleotides. RefSeq lists its product as hypothetical. Gene Ontology annotation, molecular function: microtubule binding. The transcript has a single exon. The record is from RefSeq and is a predicted model, not a curated record. NCBI's taxonomy places the organism in Eukaryota, Fungi, Ascomycota, Xylonomycetes, Xylonales, Xylonaceae. Bases 110 to 3892 code for a protein of 1260 amino acids.